UCGUAAGUAAACAAACAAUGAUCACGGGGAUGAAAGGGUAUUUAUGAUUUCUGACACUUAACUUAUAUUGAAAUAUAAUGUUUAAUGGCACAAGAAAAAAAAAAAACUAUAUUAAAUUAUUACAUACAGAAAGAAUAUGACAUUAAAAUAUUUUACAAACAGAUCAUCUGCAAGUAAUUAGUUUGUAGUCUAUUCUUAAGUAUAAGAUUAUAAAAGAUUGUUUUACUACAAAAUGGACGAUUUUAAAGAGUUAUUUAAACAGUUAUGUCAAAAACAUAAAGUUCUUCGACAAGAUUUUGUUCUAGAUUACUUGAAAUGUGUUGAGGAUGACAGAAUAUCUCUGGAUUUAUCAUCUUGUAAUUUAUCCGUAUCCAUUUGUAUAGUUCUUGGUAAAGUAUUAGAGCAAAAUGCUACUGUAACUGACCUUUAUUUUUGUAAUUGUAUGCUACCAUAUAAAGGAUUAAAAGCUAUUUUGGAUGGUCUUUGUAUUAAUAAAGCAGUAAGAUUUCUAAAUCUUAAGGGUAACAAUUUACGAGGAAAAAGUGCUGACGAUAUUGGUAAAUUAUUAAGAGACAACAAUGUAUUAUAUCGUUUAUCACUAGAAUGGAAUUCUUUAGGAAAAUGUCACGAUUCCUUUACAUUAUUCUGUUCAGGAUUAGCUACAAAUAAAACAUUAAAGAUCCUGGAUUUGAGAAAUAAUGAGAUCAACAAUGAAGGUGCAGUGGCACUUGCUAGUGCUCUUUCUAAAAACAUUUCAUUACAAUCUUUAGAUGUACGAUGGAAUCAGAUCAAUAAUCUAGGAGCGGAUUCAUUGUUAAGUGUACUAAAACAGUACAAUAAAACACUUUUAAAUUUGGAUUUAUCUGGUAAUCCUGAUAUGGCAAAUAGUAUUCUGGAAACGAUAGCUGCCGUCCUCACAAACAAUUGCACUUUGCAACUGUUAGAAGAAGAUGAACUUAGAAGAAAAAUGUUAAUGAUGGAUAAAUCGAGAACUACCAAUAUAAAUGUUCAGAAUGUCAAACAAGUUGUUAGUGUUUGUGCAUCCUUCACUCAUGUUGGUCAACCCCGCUGCAUAUCAGCCCUUUCUAUAAUGAUUGAAAUUAUGACUGACCAUCUUAUUUUACACAUGUUACAUAUCUAUCUUCAAGCUUAGAAAAAGAUUUUCAGUGGAAGUAAGUAAAGUUGAAAUAUUAUGUAUAUCUUCUUAUUCCAUAAGUUAUAUGUGUAAUGUUUGCUUUUGUCUAAUGAACCUUGGCCAAGCAGAAAAAUAGAACAGAAAUAGCAGAAUGAGUUUUAAUAGAUUUAUAAAAUGAUAUAGACACGUGUCCUAAUAUGUAACUAACUGAUACAUUCUGGUUUGAUAUGCUUCAAGUCAGUCUUAUAUGUUUUGCUUCAGCUUAUAAUCCAUUGCAAAUCUUUUCCUUUUAAGAGCCUUUUUGAGUGGUUUGAAGACAAGAAAAUUAGCUAGUGACUAAUCAUGGCUACAUGAAGGUUGAUGCAUUGUUUUCCAGCAAAAGCAAAAUACACUUUUGUAUUUGCUGUGUGUGAAUGUGCAUUAUUGUGAAAGUGGAUCACAUCUUCAAUUAGCAAUCCUGGAUACUCAUUCCUUAUGUAUCCUUAUUGCAUGAUAUUGCUUCAUCGGGGUUCUGGUGAAUCAAUUUAAUUUAUUUAAUAAUGACAUAAAGUUUAUCAAGAAUUUUCUUGAUAGUGUGGCGAAUGCCGCCUUUCACAUCUGUACCCUUAACGGUUGUAAAAUACAAGCAAUUACCCCCGGGUGCAUGAGUCAUCACUUCCUGGAAUAAAUUCAAACUCACCCCACAAAGACCGUCGACCACCAGUUGUCUUUGUUAGCCGUGUCGUCGAGACGUGCUGUACCAAGUAUGCGAGAAGGACAAUAAAAGUUUAGUUUUUGUUACGAUCUCGUCUCGUUCAUUUCUUCCACUCGCAGCGACGAAAGAUAAAAGCAACCACAACCCAAAAACCACAAUAGUAAUAAUUUAAAAAAAUAAUAAAAGCCAAUAAAACUAGACAAAUAAUUAUCAUACAUAUCUUUCAAUGUAACAAAAUAAUCCAAAAAAUCCUUAAUGAAGGUAAUUAUGAGAAACUCCCAGGGGACCUAUUAACUAAAAUAUAAAAAUAUAUGAAGAAAAUUAUAAAUAAAUUGAAAAAGGAAAUAUUAAUUAUGGAUGAGGAUACUAAAUAAAUACUAAAAGAUGCUGAUAGAAUGCCAAAAUUUAGCUUCAGAGUGAAAACUUACAAAAACCUGAUAAAAUAUAGACUGUUAAUAGAUAUAAAGUUUUACUUAACAUAUAAUCUAGAAUUAUUUAUAAAACAAAAUUAAAGAUAAUAAAUAAUUCACAGUUUAGUAUUAGUAGCACAGUUGGCCUUAUUAAAAAAAUUACAACUAAUAAAUAUUCAUAACAAUGUUACAGUAGAAUUGCUUCCAUUAGAUAUAAAAAACACGUAUCCCUCAAUAACACAUAAUAAAAUUAUGGAUACCCUUCAGCUAAAACACUGUGCAGGUUGGCUAAUGCAGUUAAUUAAUUUAGUAUUAAGUAGUAAUUACUUUGAGUUGGGUAGGGAAUAUUUUAAACAGAGAGAAUCUACACAUGGAGUUGCAUAGGAUCAAAACUGGCAGAGAUCUAUAUGAUUGAUAUAGAGAAAUAGUGGAUAAACAAGAAAUACA
Centruroides sculpturatus (bark scorpion) is the source of this 2686-nucleotide messenger RNA. RefSeq names its product leucine-rich repeat-containing protein 45-like. Gene Ontology annotation, molecular function: protein binding. The transcript has 10 exons. Gene Ontology annotation, cellular component: centrosome. Bases 233 to 1153 code for a protein of 306 amino acids. The record is from RefSeq and is a predicted model, not a curated record. NCBI's taxonomy places the organism in Eukaryota, Metazoa, Arthropoda, Arachnida, Scorpiones, Buthidae.